UGCUGUUUCGAGUACCGAUUGGAACUCCAGCUCCGGCCGUCGUUGCUCAGUGCUCGCUGGCACUCGGCUCCGCCGUCGUGUAGCCAUCUAGCGCUGCGUUUCAGGCCCGACGAUUUCUUUGAAAUGGAACAAGGGAGGCAGGUCUUCGAAGUCGACCUUCUUGAAAGGUAUGCUGCAAAGGGGCGCGGAGUUAUCACAUGCAUGACUGCUGGAAAUGAUGUCAUUGUGAUAGGAACUAGUAAAGGCUGGGUCAUCAGGCAUGAUUUUGGGGUCGGUGAUUCAUAUGAAUUCGAUCUCUCUGCUGGCCGGCCUGGUGAGCAAUCUAUCCAUAGGGUCUUUGUAGACCCUGGAGGCAGUCACUGUAUAGCCACUGUUGUUGGUGCUGGAGGAGCUGAGACAUUUUAUACUCAUGCAAAAUGGACAAAGCCCCGAGUUUUAAGCAAGCUGAAAGGCCUUCUUGUGAAUGCUGUUGCAUGGAACAAGCAACAGAUAACAGAAGUUUCCACAAAGGAGUUCAUUAUCGGCACAGACAAUGGCCAACUUCAUGAACUUGCUGUGGAUGAAAAGGACAAGAAAGAAAAAUAUAUUAAGUUUCUCUUUGAAUUAACAGAACUUCCAGAAGCUUUUAUGGGUUUACAGAUGGAGACAGCCAGCUUAAUCAAUGGAACUAGAUAUUAUGUGAUGGCUGUUACUCCAACACGACUUUAUUCCUUCACUGGCUUUGGGUCACUGGAAGCUGUUUUUUCGAGUUAUUUACAUCGAACGGUGCAUUUCAUGGAACUUCCUGGAGAAAUACCAAACAGUGAGCUGCAUUUUUUCAUUAAGCAACGAAGAGCUGUGCAUUUUGCAUGGCUUUCUGGUGCUGGUAUUUACCACGGGAGUUUAAAUUUUGGUGCCCAACAUAGUUCUCUGAAUGGGGAUGAAAAUUUUGUUGAAAGCAAGGCUCUUUUGGAUUACUCAAAAUUAGUGUCUGAAGGUGCAGAAGUAGUUAAACCAAGUUCUAUGGCAUUGUCUGAAUUCCAUUUCUUACUGCUAAUAGGGAAUAAGGUCAAGGUUGUAAAUAGAAUUAGUGAGCACAUCCUGGAGGAACUUCAGUUUGAUCAAACUUCGGAUGCAGCACCAAAGGGUAUUAUUGGACUAUGUAGUGAUGCCACUGCUGGUCUGUUCUAUGCAUAUGAUCAGAACUCUAUCUUUCAGGUGUCUGUUAAUGAUGAAGGUCGAGAUAUGUGGAAGGUAUAUCUUGACAUGAAAGAAUAUGCAGCUGCUUUAGCAAAUUGUCGUGACCCACUUCAAAGGGACCAAGUAUAUUUAAUGCAGGCUGAAGCUGCAUUUUCCUCAAAGGAUUUUCUUAGAGCUGCAUCUUUCUAUGCCAAAAUUAAUUAUAUUCUAUCAUUUGAGGAAGUCACUCUGAAGUUCAUCACUGCUGGUGAACAGGAUUCUUUGAGAACUUUUCUAUUGCGGAAACUUGAUAGUUUAGCAAAAGAUGAUAAAUGCCAAAUAACAAUGAUAUCCACAUGGGCAACUGAGUUAUACUUGGACAAGAUAAAUCGACUGCUUUUGGAGGAUGACUCUGCUUGGGAGAAUCACAACUCAGAGUACCAAUCAAUCAUUAGAGAGUUCCGUGCUUUUCUCAGUGACUCCAAGGAUGUAUUGGAUGAAACAACAACGAUGAAACUUUUGGAAAGUUAUGGAAGGGCUGAAGAAUUGGUUUAUUUUGCUAGCCUAAAAGGCCAAUAUGACAUUGUUGUCCAUCAUUACAUUCAGCAAGGAGAAGCGAAAAAAGCAUUGGAAGUGCUCCAGAAACCUGCUGUGCCUGUAGACCUUCAGUACAAGUUUGCUCCAGAUCUUAUUGCUCUUGAUGCAUAUGAAACUGUGGAGUCAUGGAUGGCUACGAAGAACCUGAACCCAAGGAAACUUAUUCCUGCAAUGAUGCGUUACUCAAGUGAACCUCAUGCAAAGAAUGAGACGCAUGAAGUCAUCAAAUAUCUUGAAUAUUGCGUUCAUAGGUUGCAUAAUGAAGACCCUGGAAUUCAUAACCUGUUGCUUUCUUUAUAUGCAAAGCAGGAAGAUGAUAGUGCACUUCUUCGAUUCCUACAAUGCAAAUUUGGAAAAGGACAAGAAAAUGGCCCCGACUUUUUCUAUGAUCCUAAGUAUGCUUUACGUCUUUGCUUAAAGGAAAAACGAAUGCGUGCAUGUGUUCAUAUAUACAGCAUGAUGUCUAUGCACGAAGAGGCUGUUGCUCUUGCACUCCAGGUUGAUCCAGAACUAGCUAUGGCUGAAGCUGAUAAAGUUGAAGAUGAUGAAGACUUGAGAAAGAAGCUUUGGCUCAUGAUUGCCAAGCAUGUUGUUGAACAAGAAAAAGGAACCAAAAGAGAAAAUAUAAGGAAGGCAAUCGCAUUUCUUAAAGAAACUGAUGGCCUGUUAAAGAUUGAGGAUAUACUACCCUUCUUCCCAGACUUUGCCCUGAUAGAUGACUUCAAGGAGGCUAUCUGCUCAUCAUUGGAGGAUUACAACAAACAAAUUGAACAGCUGAAGCAAGAGAUGAAUGAUGCAACACAUGGUGCUGACAACAUCAGAAGUGAUAUCAAUGCACUUGCUCAGAGAUAUGCUAUUAUUGAUCGGGAUGAGGAAUGUGGGGUAUGUCGACGAAAAAUUCUAACUGCUGGCAGGGAGUACGGCACGGCUCGUGGUUUUACAUCAGUAGGACCAAUGCCUCCCUUUUAUGUCUUUCCAUGUGGACAUGCCUUCCAUGCACAAUGCCUGAUUGCCCAUGUGACUCGUUGCACUGAUGAAGCCCAUGCUGAGUACAUACUGGAUCGGCAAAAGCAGCUUUCUUUGAUGGGUGGUGAAGCAAGGAGGGACUCCAAUGGUGCCCUUUCUCCUGAAGACUCAACCAUACCUAGCAUGAGCCCAGCAGACAAGCUCCGAUCACAAUUGGAUGAUGCAAUAGCCAGUGAAUGCCCAUUCUGUGGCGAGCUGAUGAUCAAAGAGAUUUCUUUGCCUUUCAUCCUUCCCGAGGAAUCGCAGCAUGUUGUGUCGUGGGAGAUAAAACAAAAUGUUCACGUUGGAAGUCAGAGAAAUAUCCCUCUACCUGUGUGAUAGACUAGGAUGCUGCGUGCUUGCUGUUACUUGCUUCUGGUUCACUGUUAUGCUUAAAACUUCCGAUGGCACAGGUUGGAAGGCUGGAACUCAAUGGAAUAGGAUGUUUCAUGGAGUGUGUUGGUUGGUUGUGGUUCUUUCAAUACAUGUAUGUGUGUGUGUGUGUGUGUGUGUGUUGUUUUCAUUUAUGAGAAUUUUCAUUCUGACCCCAUAUUGUAAUUCAUACACCCAAUGCCCACUAUAAAUCGGUUCUCGUCAUGUUUUUCCCCUUGAGGUCAGUCUCUUGAUAUGUACUUUUUUGUAACUAAUCGUUGCACUAAUGUAUUUUUGGGCAUUGUGUUAUUAGUAAGCUUCCUCGUCCCAA
Molecule: messenger RNA, 3463 nt
Organism: Neltuma alba
Lineage: Eukaryota; Viridiplantae; Streptophyta; Magnoliopsida; Fabales; Fabaceae
Product: vacuolar sorting protein 18-like
Exons: 24
Coding region: 124-3099 (991 amino acids)
Biological process (GO): vesicle-mediated transport; organelle fusion; intracellular protein transport
Cellular component (GO): endosome; HOPS complex
Molecular function (GO): protein-macromolecule adaptor activity
Source: RefSeq, a predicted model, not a curated record